AUGGCGAAGGAAUCUCUUUCUAAACUGGCUCGAAAAAAGAAUGCUGAUUGUUUGGCCGCCCGUCAGAAGGCCAAGGCCAUUACUUCUAAAACUGCCCUCCCUGAAUCAUCCGAGUCGGUUGUCGUUGUUGAAACGGCCCAAAUUGUUUCUGUUGAGACCGAACGGUCAGCUAAAUGUUUGACUCCAGAGGCUGAUAAGGGUAGGGAAAAGCGGCCCGCUGAUUUUGAGGCCGUCUCUGAAGAAAUCCCAGUCGAAAAACGGCCUCGCUUAGAGGAGUCGGACAUGGUUGUUCCUUUUGUGGUUCAGUCGAAGAUAAAAAACAUGUCGAUCUCAUCUGACGCAUCGGCUGUGAAAGACCCAGUCGUGGCGUUGAGUCUAGCUUCGUCGGUUUUGUUGCCGGCAGACAAGACGGCUUUCUGUUCAGAGUCGGACGUGUUAGCAAUUGCAUUGGCUGCUCAGACAGCUCUUCUAACAGUCGGCAAGAUAGUCGAGAUAGGACGGCGUCAGCACGACGCCGUCGAAGAAAUAGGUCGUUUAAGAUCGGAGGUGGAGGGCGAAAGGAGUAGGGCCAACUUUGAGGCGGCAAGGGCGAUGAUGAAGAGUGCAAGGGCAGAGGCCGAAAUGGAGAGAGCGAAAAAAGCUGAAGAGCAGAGAUUGGUCGCCGAGCAGAGGGCAAGUGCGAGCGAUGAAGCGCUCAAGUCAGCCCAAGAGGUGAUUGGCAAGUUGGAGAACGAAUUGGAAGAAUUGAAGAAAGCAAAAGAAAAAGCCGACUCCGAGACUUCCAAGGCGUACGAGGCCGGGCAAGACGCCGCCCUUGAAAGCUACGCGGAGGAAGCUCCUAAAUUUGAAAACCGAGGAUUCAAGCACGGCUGGCUCAAAGCCCUUGUUGCUGCAAAUGUGACAUUGGCAAUGCCAAUUCCAUAUGAGCAAGGUGAUCUUCAUGUAUAA
This is a messenger RNA of Camellia sinensis, 948 nucleotides long. Lineage: Eukaryota; Viridiplantae; Streptophyta; Magnoliopsida; Ericales; Theaceae. The record is from RefSeq and is a predicted model, not a curated record.